AUGAACAUUGGGACUGGGCCAGAGGCCGACUUUCGGGAUGGUUGCCUGUCGCUCCGAGCGUCGACGCUUGACAAGAUUCGAGCAUCACAAUCCCCGGGGUUUUCGGGCCAGGUUCCAAACGGCCUCGGCAGGCAGCCUCUGUCCAACUUCAGGACCCAGCCCGUAGUGGGAUGGGGACACUAUACGGACGGCAUCAACGAUAAGGGGAGGCCGGUGGAGACGCUCAACGGAAAGAACACACCGGGACCUCAGUACGAGCUAGACAAGGUAACUUGCGGGCAGCAGGUACAGUCGCGGUUCAAGACAGCGCCUACUCCAGUUUUCGGCAGCUCGCAGCGGCCGCCGCUCAACGGGGAAGGAUGCGUGAGUCCCGGGCCUAUGACAGCGACGGUCAACGUCAGCGCCCAGCCGCCCGGCCCCAAGUACUCCAUGGCUGGCGCACCAUGGCGGAAGAAGACCAAGGCGCCGAAGUCGCCAGGGCCAGGGCAAUACAACGUCUACGGAUCAUUGGGGGAGCAGAAGGAGUCGACGCGGACGUCAUUCAAGGGCUUCGGUUUUGGGGGCAGCGGGGUCGCUAGAGAUAUGGCCCUUCCCUCAAGGAAGGUUCCGGGACCGGGACACUACUCGUGGCACGAAAAAGACCGGCCGAGUCAGCCCGGGGGAAAGUUUGGACAAGCCCCGCAGCGCCCGCAAACGCGGGGAGAUCUCCGACCCGCCCCCGGUCAGUACAGCAUCCCGAGCACCCUUGGAACGACGAUGGACUCGAGGUUCCGGACGGUGGUGGCCCCGGGGUUCGGGACUCCUCCGCCGAUAGACGAACAGCGGCCGCACUCCGCCGCGGGUAGGCUUGGGGGCGGGCCCGGGCCAGGGGCGUACGACGUGGGAAGGGUGGAUAGUCUGGCGGUGCAGAAGAAGCCCCUUUCUACGGAAAAAAGCUGCCUGUCGUUUCAGAUCAAGCCCCCGACUUCUGUAAAGCCGAACGUCUCACGCGAGAGGAAGAUGCAGGAACUGGACCCGGAGAGCUUGAGGCGCGCCAUCAAGAGCACACGAAAGGGGUGCCGCGUCCCGAACGUUUCGUUCGGGGUAGGCCCGCAGCGGCCCGUGGACAACCCAGGAAAGUGUCCGGGGCCUCAGGCGUAUGAUCCGGAGAACUUGCGGAGAGCGGUGUCCGCCUGCAAGUCGUCACCCACUCGCGGGGUGAAGUUCGGAACUGGUCCUCAGAGGCACAAUACGGCGGAGUCCGAUAAGAGCCCCGGACCGAAUGCCGGUUACUUCAUCCCAUCAACGUUGGGAGCACAGCAGACCAACUCCAUGUUCGAGAGCGUGAAGACGUCAAGCUUCGGCCCCCCUCCCAAUAGAUCCUCCAGGCGGAACACGCCUGUGGUCACCCCUGGGCCGUCGGACUACAACCCAACGUCCUCAAACAUGGCACAAACGACGCACGCUCUGUCCUUCGGGGGAGCGACCCCCAACAGCAAGGGUGGGGGAGCGAGAGGCAUGCCGCGGCGCAGCAGUUCGCCGGGCCCCGGCGCCUACUCGAUAGGGUCUGGUUUGGGCGUUCAGACGUCCUCCAAGUACCCCUCCAGCACGGGGCCCUCGUUCAGGGCCAGGUGA
Ectocarpus siliculosus is the source of this 1614-nucleotide messenger RNA. Lineage: Eukaryota; Phaeophyceae; Ectocarpales; Ectocarpaceae. The record is from the annotation of a GenBank genome assembly.